Messenger RNA from Meira miltonrushii, 1262 nucleotides. RefSeq names its product Rhodanese-like protein. Gene Ontology annotation, cellular component: mitochondrion. Lineage: Eukaryota; Fungi; Basidiomycota; Exobasidiomycetes; Exobasidiales; Brachybasidiaceae. The transcript has a single exon. Gene Ontology annotation, biological process: transsulfuration. The record is from RefSeq and is a predicted model, not a curated record. Gene Ontology annotation, molecular function: thiosulfate-cyanide sulfurtransferase activity. Bases 85 to 1068 code for a protein of 327 amino acids.
AACCGAUUAGCGAGAGCAUCAGCAAUAACAAAAGCAAAUCCAUCAUUCUCUCUACGAUCUUUUCCAUCAACCCGGCUGGCUCGAAUGUCAACCAAAGCAACACCUGAACCUGUUCCAUUAAUCCUAGCGCCAAAAGAUGUUCAGGAAUUGAUUCGUUCAAAAGAUUCAUCUUCGAUUCGAAUCUUGGAUGCUACUUGGUUUAUGCCAAAUGUACAAAGAGACGCAAGAAAAGAAUUUGAACAAGGACCAAGGAUUCCAAAUUCAUCUUUUUGGGAUGUAGACAAGGUGGCAACGCAAAAAGGCGAAAAGGAUGAAAAAGGUAAUGAAUUAAAUCCAUUAGGAUUAAGUCAUAUGAUGCCAACACCUAAAGUCUUUGCCAAUGCUGCAGGUCAACAUGGAAUCACACCUGAUACACAUGUUAUCGUCUAUGAUACGCAUGGCGUCUUUUCUUCUCCACGUACAGCUUUCACCUUUCAUGCUUUUGGACAUCGUGCGAUUUCUAUCUUGAAUGGAGGAUUACCGGCUUGGAUCAAGAAUGAUUUUGAAGUUGAAAAUGGACCACCCCAUCAAAUCACACCAACAAACUAUCCAACCCCUUCUCUGGAAUCAACUUUGAUUCGUUCGUAUGAUGAAAUGGUUGCCAAUGCACGUAUGGGCGCAAGAGGACAAACCGUUUUAGAUGCUCGUCCGAACGGAAGAUUCGAAGGAACAGCACCCGAACCUAGACCUGGUCUUUCAUCUGGACAUAUUCCCAAUUCUACAUCUCUUCCUGCAACGUCACUCUUGGAUACCAAUUCAAUAAGUUCUGAUAAAUCUUUCACAACUCUUAAAAAUCAAACUGAUCUUUGGAGAUCGAUCAGCGAUACCGUUGGAGGAAUGGAUGAACUCGAUAAAUUACGACAAGCAAGUUCGGCUGGUGAAUCUGCAGUAACAAAUACUUGUGGAAGUGGAAUGACGGCCGCAAUCUUGUGGCUGGGAUUAUAUCAAUUGGGUAUCCAGAGUAGCAUCUAUGAUGAAAGUUGGACCGGUUAUGCAUCUAGAAAGGAGAGUGUGAUCGACAAGGAAUGAAGGAUGAAAUCGUACUGUAUAUUUCAAUAGAGACGCAAAAGACCUUUCACAAAUCUGAAUGAAUUGAAUGAAACAUACUAUAUAUUGAAUAACAGGAUGAGCAGAGCAAGAAAAGCAAUAGAAUGAGCAAGAAAAAAGUGAGAAUGUAUAAAAGUAGCAAUUGUGUCUGUGAAAAAGAUGCGAGUUGAGGGUGC